AACCCAAUCAAAUUCAUUCACAGAACCACCAGCAUCCAAAUUACCAAUAUUACAAAAAUCUUCUUCGCCAAACAAAAAUGGCCAAGUUUACAACUUUUCAUUGCACAUCAUUAGCUUCGUUCAUCAUUACUCUAUCUAUGUUAAACCCAUCUUUUGCUGCAACUACAACUACUACUUACAAUGUCAUAAGCUUUGGAGCAAAACCAAAUGGUGUAACAGACUCCACCAAAGCUUUCCUAAAUGCAUGGUCUGCAGCCUGUGCCUCUCCAACCGCCACUGUGAUUCAAGUUCCCAAAGGAAGGUACUUGCUUCAACCUCUAACCUUCCAAGGCAACUGUAAAAGCCCUGAUAUCAGUUUUCAGAUUGAUGGGACGAUAGUUGCCCCUGCUGAUUAUCGAAUUCUUGGUCGAGUUGAUGACUGGAUUGGUUUCGAAGGAGUUAGUGGCGUUUCCAUCAUUGGAGGAGCUAUAGAUGGCAAUGGACCUGCCUUGUGGGAUUGCAAAGCUAAAGGCAAAGAUUGUCCUAGUGGAGCAACGGCAUUAAGGUUUAGUGACUCCAGCAAGAUUAAGAUCGAUGGAUUAAAGGUAAUAAACAGCCAAAUGUUCCACAUUGCAAUAAAUCGUUGCCAAGAUGUGGUCCUUCAAGGAGUCAAAAUUAUAGCUGCAGGAAACAGCCCCAACACCGACGGCAUUCAUGUCCAGCUAUCCAGAAAUGUUGCAUUCAUUAACUCCUCUGUUCAGACAGGGGACGACUGUGUCUCCAUUGGUCCUGGCACCAAGAAUUUGUGGAUCGAACGCAUAACAUGCGGUCCUGGCCAUGGCAUUAGCAUUGGAAGUCUAGCAAAGGACUUAGAAGAGGAAGGCGUCCAAAAUGUGACAGUGACAAAGGCAAUUUUUAUAGGUGCAGAAAAUGGAUUUAGAAUUAAGUCAUGGGCUAGACCCAGCAAAGGAUUUGUUCAAGGAGUACAAUUUAUUGAUGCUAUCAUGCAAAAUGUCCAAAAUCCAAUUAUAGUCGACCAAAAGUACUGUCCACGCAAUGACAAUUGUCCUGGACAGACAUCUGGUGUAAAAAUCAGCGAUGUGCUUUACAAGAACAUUCGAGGAACAUCAGCUAGCCGUGUUGCCAUAAAUUUCCAAUGCAGUUCAACGAAUCCAUGCACUGGUAUAAGACUUGAAGAUGUUAAGCUAACAUAUAUGAACAAACCAGCUCAAUCAUCGUGUGUCAAUGCAAAUGGAAAAUCCUUUGGAAUGGUUGAACCAAAUGGUUGUUUGUAAUCAAGAAUAACUAUGAAAUGUUUUUCUGCACAUGUAAAUGUUAUUAGCAAAUUGCAUGUAUAUAUGUUGUUCUUUUCCAUGCAAAUGAAGAAAAGGAUAAUUCUUUUG
This is a messenger RNA of Ziziphus jujuba (common jujube), 1382 nucleotides long. RefSeq names its product polygalacturonase. Gene Ontology annotation, molecular function: polygalacturonase activity. The coding region runs from base 78 to 1274 and encodes 398 amino acids. NCBI's taxonomy places the organism in Eukaryota, Viridiplantae, Streptophyta, Magnoliopsida, Rosales, Rhamnaceae. The record is from RefSeq and is a predicted model, not a curated record. The transcript has 4 exons. Gene Ontology annotation, biological process: carbohydrate metabolic process.